GUGUCCAGACAUGUUUAUCAAGUGAGAUCUUCCAUGCCAAAGCUCAUGCUCAGCCUAUAUACAUCCGUACAUUGGGAUCUAGCUCUGCCACGUGACCCACGCACUGGACAUCUCCAAGGAUUCCGAACGGUUGUGGAUUUUAAUAGCUGCUAUCCCUGCUGUUGAUGCAGCCUUCAUGUCGUGACACUCCCCAGGGCGUGUUUUGACAAGUAGCAAAUGCCUUUUGAAAGCAACGCGGUGGUCACGGUGAGCUCCGCCUCCGUGCCACGUGCUCGCCUGUGCCUCUCUCAUGUCUCCGUGCCGCACGCUCGAACCUUUUGCAUAAAAUGUGUGUCAGUAGGGCAGCGAUCUCUCCGGCACAUGCAGAGCGCACAUGCACUAGGCGGCUUUUCACCCCGAGCUCGAAUAAACACAUCUAAUACCCCAGCUCAAAUGAAAGUGCGCGGUGUGACACUAAAGCAGGGAGAGAAAACGGAGUUAGAGGGGCACGCGAGUCCAAAGAAACCACACGCAUUCUCGGUCGGGUCGCUUAGUGGCACUACCCAAGUCACCUGAGCGGCACGGAUGUGGGUGUGAGGGGUGUGUGUUGUGUUAUCGGUAGGGUAGGGUGGGGUGCUCAAGUUUUGACAGUACGUCCCUGUACACAGAUUUAUUCUGAAUUCUUCACAGAGCGCAUGCCAGACCUGAGAUCUUAUUGCACCGGCAAACAUAUAGGCAGCGAGAAGGAACUGCAGAAACGCACCUGACAGAGCUCGGGCUUUAUAAAUAUUGCACACUUAUCUCCUGUUUUGUACGAACUACUGUUUUUUUUUCCCCCUGUGCAUUGAUAUUUAUGACUUUUUCGCCGGUUUCAAUAUUGUGCAUAUACUGAGGAUCUGAGGCUGACCUACAGACAGUAAUCGACUAAAACCUCGAAUAUCAAGAAUGGAUAGCAACCCUGGAGGUGUUAUACUAUAUGCUGGCUCUAGUGGCAGUGCCAGCCCAAGCCCAGGAAGCCCAUCCAGUGGGUACCAGACCCAGUCACCAUCCACACAUUCACAACCUUCAUCCCCAGAGGAGGUCACCUUCACAGAAGUUGGUGCUCUGAAGCAACAUGGCAGCAGUGGGACUCCCUCCUCUCCCAAACUGGUCUUUCAGUUCCCAGAGAUCUACAGCAGCUCAACAGCAUCCUCCAACCAGAAUACCUACUCCCACCCCAUUGCUGGAAAGAGGCCAUGUGGCUUUACCGGCACCUUUACCAAAGCUGGAGGUAUGGUCCUACUCUGUAAAGUGUGCGGUGACAUCGCGUCAGGCUUCCAUUAUGGAGUUCAUGCAUGUGAGGGUUGCAAGGGUUUCUUUCGCCGCAGCAUUCAGCAGAAUAUUAACUACAAGAUGUGCAUGAAGAAUGAGAAUUGCCUGAUCAUGCGCAUGAACCGCAACCGUUGCCAGCACUGCCGUUUCAAGAAGUGUCUGGCCGUGGGCAUGUCCCGUGAUGCUGUGCGCUUUGGCCGCAUCCCUAAACGCGAGAAACAGAGGCUCCUGGAUGAAAUGCAGAGCUACAUGAACAGCCUGAAUGAAUCAACCAGUUUGAACAUGGCCUCAUCGCCACCUUGUGAUCCCCCAGCCAGCCCUAUGGAGAUCCAGCCCAAAGAAACUAUUGGCUCCAUGGCAAAAGCUUAUCAGGACAUUUUCCCAAGUGCUCCUGACCGCCUGACCAAGAGAGCAGCUGGUAUCAACACCAGCAGCAAUGUACCAACUUCCUUUCAGAGCGCCAACUCUCAGGAAAGCAGCUUCUCUCAUGUCAAUACUCCUGUAACAUAUCACUCUGGUGUACCUGUGGGUUAUACAGUAUCUCAUCGUUGCCCUGGACAGCAAGUGCCCAUUGACAACAAAUGCCCAAUAUCUUCAGUGGAUAAUGGUCACUAUCAAAACCCUGCUCCAUCCAUCCAAAUGCCAUGCCAGUCUACAGUAAACCCAUCUCCGCAGGUCAAUUACAGCAGUAGUUAUGCAGCUGGAGAGAUGCAAGCCCAGACCUCAUGCCCAUGGAAGCUGGUUGCAGGCUCCAAAGUACUGGCCUGCCCUCUGAAUGCAUGCCCAGUUUCAGCCCCAGGCAUCUCAAGCCAGCAGGUGUGGGAGUCUUUUUCUCAGUGUUUCACCCCUGCAGUACGGGAGGUAGUGGAGUUUGCCAAAGGUAUCCCAGGGUUUCAAGACCUGUGCCAACAUGACCAGAUCAUGUUGCUUAAAGCGGGCACCUUUCAGGUGCUGAUGGUAAGGUUCUGCUCACUGUUUAACCCAAAGGACCGGACGGUGACAUUUCUAAAUGGGCAGGCCUACCCACUGGCCACACUGCGGGUGCUGGGUAUGGGAUCCCUGUUGGAUGCCAUGUUUGACUUUUCUGAGAAACUGGCCUCCCUCAGCCUGGAAUCUGAUGAGAUGGCACUUUUCAUGGCAGUAGUCCUCGUCUCUGCAGAUCGAACUGGUGUUUCUGACACAGCAGCUGUGGAGCAGUUACAGGAGAGUCUGAUUCGGGCACUACGAGCCUUGGUUAACCGACGUCAUCCUGACGACAGUGCACUUUUCCCCAAGCUGUUGCUGCGUCUGCCAGACCUGCGUACCCUCAACACCCUACAUUCAGACAAGCUGCUCAACUUCCACAUUGACCCAUGAGUGAUCAACAAACUAUGAGCUGCCAAAGACUGGUCAUUAAGAGGAUGACUUCUCAUUUAGCAGAAGAGAACAAGCUUGGAUCAUGCUAGCAACAUUUCACCAUUUCUGUUAUCGACUUUGUCAAAUUGUAAGAAUUAGCAGAAAUCAUUUUGUGUGAUUGAGUGGACAUGGACAUGGAAAGAUUUUUGUCUCAACUGAUCAGAGACAAGAUCUACUCUUCUUUCCAAGUUGUAUUUCUUCACACAGUGCCCAAGACUCUCAGCACACUCAAAGAGCCUCAAAUACUUUUCCAACAGACAUGACGUUCAAAAGGAGGCAGUUUCCGAUUCAUAUCAUGACUAACCAGCUAUUGUAUUGAACAAGGAACCAAAAAAUGGUGGUGUCUUCUUUGGAUCGUUUAUCAUCUGUUUUUCUAGCACAGCCUGCCACCAAGAUCACAUAUAUAGGAAUAAAGUAUAGGGACCAUUUAAACAUGAACAUCAGCAUAAAUGUGAUAAAUUACCAUGUACAGAACGUAAAUAUUAUAGCCAUAUAAUUCAUGUCAUGUAGGUUUUCCAGGUGUUCAACAUGUAUGUAUCAUCGUUGUUAGUGUAAUAUUAAAUAGCACAAUUUCAACUGUAUCAAUAAGCACAAGAACUCUGAUUAGUUAUUUCACAUAUUGAAAGAAAUAUAGAAAUAUUAUUCUUUCAUCCUGGCAAAAUGUAACUGAGUUGAUCAUUUCUGUUCUCGUUCUGCCUCAGACAUAGUACAUAUACUGUUGUCUAUUGCUCUACUCUACUGUUUAAUUUUUCAUCUCGAGAGACAAAACCAGCAAGCACUGUAACCCAAGCAUGUUUUGUAGUUGCUUAUUUUUCUGUUUUGUUGCUGUAAAUAUUGUACGGCUGCAGGUUUGCGUGUCUGAGGCAAAACAAUAUACAUCAAAGGUAUAUGUGAGAGUGUAGUGGGGGUUUGGGUGCCUUCUGAAGGAACGUUGCGGCUAAUGUGUGGUUGUGGAAAAGAACCCUCACCAGGUGUGUUAAAGAAGUAAUGAAAGAUCAGAUUACACCAGCAGAGACCUAAAAUAGCCUUUACUGAGAGUUAGAUGUCUUAUCAAGACAUUCGAACUGGAGUGCACAAGAUUCGUAUGCUUGAACUAGUGGUUGUUAAAACAAUGCUGAUGUAUAUUUUGUAAAUUACAUCCCUUCCAUAGAAGCAAGAUAAAUAUGAGAUUAUGUACA
This is a messenger RNA of Neoarius graeffei (lesser salmon catfish), 3863 nucleotides long. RefSeq names its product nuclear receptor subfamily 1, group D, member 4a (gene nr1d4a). NCBI's taxonomy places the organism in Eukaryota, Metazoa, Chordata, Actinopteri, Siluriformes, Ariidae. The coding region runs from base 925 to 2646 and encodes 573 amino acids. Gene Ontology annotation, molecular function: zinc ion binding; RNA polymerase II cis-regulatory region sequence-specific DNA binding; nuclear receptor activity. Gene Ontology annotation, biological process: positive regulation of transcription by RNA polymerase II; negative regulation of transcription by RNA polymerase II; hormone-mediated signaling pathway. The transcript is spliced from 8 exons. The record is from RefSeq and is a predicted model, not a curated record.